CCUGACAUGGAGCAUUCAGACGGGAUUACAAUCACGGCCGAUCCCAGCAGCAGUUGCCUCUGCUGACGAGUGGAUGCUGCGUUUAUUCCCCAAACCUGGCCAACGCUCCGCUUUCUGCUGCGAGUAAAUCCGCGCGAACACCUGCCAGUGACACCGUCGCAGCAGCUUCUCAUUUGGGAUCUUUCCUUCCGUGUUAUCGCACCUAUUUUGUCCGCCUGUGUGGGGGAUACCCGGCUGCUGACGGGCUGCGGGACACAAUGAGGAUUGGCCUCGGUGUCAUCCCGCAGCCCUGCCCGCUCGGGGCUUUAUGGCCUCAGUACGUUAGCUAGCUGACAGAUUCCUUUAUGACCAGUAAGCCUUGGAUUGUUUCGGCAUGUUAAAAGGAUUUCAUGAACAUGACAGGCAUGAGGUUUAUCUUGGCUUGACUGGAACAAUGCGAAAGGAAGUGCGGCGGCGGAUCGAGCAGGAGAAAGCUCCACAGGGCGUCUGCUGGUGUCCGCCAGCUCCAACACAAGUUACUGUCGGGUACUACCGCAUGCGUUUAGAAUAACCAGGCUGGAGAUUACUAGCCUGAAUGGGGAUGAACCCACACUCCGUGCUGCCACUCGGAGCUUUUGUAAAAAAAAAAAAAACGGAGACAUGACAUGCACAAGAAAAAAGAGGAAACGCAGCUGUGGGUUCUUUAACCCCUUUGUUUUUUGAAGGGAGUCCGCAACAGGCUUCCGAAAAAAAGACCUUUUACGAAGAUUUGGACCGUUGACACAGUUGCUGCUGCCUUUCUUAUUUUACCACUUAUUUCCAGCUAUUCAUCUCUGUGUGAGAACAACCAGGUGGAUCGCUGUAGCCCACAUUUCAUGUGGACUGCAACAGCCUGUCAUAGUGUGGAGGACAAGCAGCCCACAGCAGGCCCCUAGAGAGGAUCAGGAGGGGAGACAACAUAAUACACCAACAAAGGGACUCUGCUCGAAAUGGGGCGAUGUGGAUUGAGGUGUUCCUCUUCUUUGUGAACUGCGGAAAGGAAGCAACCACGAGGACGAAGGAACGAGGAGCCGACGGAGGAGGCGGGGGAGUGGUGGCUUUAGUGUUUAAAGAAACGCUGGUAUGGGUGGGGGGGCAUUCGGGAUGGCUAAUGGAAACGAGAGCAGUGAAGGGCCUGCUGGGCCCAUGGCAGCAGUAGUAGCUAGCGCAGAAGGAAUGGUAGCAGAGAGUCCUUCCUCAGCUGUCUCUACCUAUAUCAAACUGGUGCUACUAGGGCUGAUCAUCUGCAUCAGCCUGGUGGGCAACCUGGUGGUGUCUCUGCUCGUACUGCGGGACCGGGCCCUGCAUAAGGCACCUUACUACUUCCUGCUGGACCUGUGCCUAGCAGACACCAUUCGCUCAGCCAUCUGCUUCCCCUUCGUGCUGGUGUCUAUAAAGAACGGCUCGACCUGGACCUACAGCGUGCUAAGCUGCAAGGUAGUGGCCUUCAUGGCAGUCCUCUUCUGCUUCCAUGCCGCCUUUAUGCUGUUUUGCAUCAGUGUAACCCGCUACAUGGCCAUUGCACACCACCGCUUCUACUCAAAGCGAAUGACAUUCUGGACAUGUGUGGCAGUGGUGUGCAUGGUGUGGACACUGUCUGUGGCAAUGGCUUUCCCGCCAGUUUUUGACGUGGGCACCUACAAAUUUAUUCGUGAUGAGGACCAGUGCAUCUUUGAGCAUCGCUACUUCAAGGCUAAUGAUACGCUAGGCUUCAUGCUAAUGCUGGCUGUGCUCAUUCUAGCCACACAUGUUGUCUACAUGAAGUUACUUCUCUUUGAGUACAAGCACCGUAAGAUGAAGCCUGUCCAGAUGGUGCCGGCCAUCAGUCAGAACUGGACCUUCCACGGGCCUGGGGCUACUGGCCAAGCGGCAGCCAACUGGAUUGCGGGCUUUGGCAGGGGCCCGAUGCCGCCAACUCUGCUGGGAAUCCGGCAGAACUUGCACAACCAGAACCGGCGCCUAUUGGGCAUGGAGGAGUUCAAAGCGGAGAAACAGCUUGGCAGGAUGUUCUACGUGAUCACCCUGCUAUUCUUGGUGCUCUGGUCUCCCUACAUAGUGGCUUGCUAUUGGAGGGUGUUUGUCAAGGCUUGCACAAUACCACACAGGUACCUUUCCACCACCGUGUGGAUGAGUUUCGCCCAAGCCGGGGUCAACCCUAUUGUCUGUUUCUUCCUUAACAAAGACUUGAAGAAAGGGCUCCUUUCCCACCUACCAGCCUGCUGCAGGACUAAACCUCAUCUGCCACGAGAGCCUUAUUGUGUCAUGUAAGCAGAGAUGAUGAUCUAAACAUGGAGAAAUAACAAGGGACAGGCAACAGCUGUUUUGGGGGGAGUGUUUGCUUGAGCUAUUGUGGCGUUUGAUUAAAUGCAAGCUACUUGUAAGUAGUGAGUGUAAUGGUUAAAACACUGGAAUGGUAAGCAUGUAUUUCCAUCUACCAACCCCUUUUCACUUAAAACAACAGCAUACAUGGAGUCAGACCUUGACUUUUGAUAACAAGAGAAAAAUUACUUUAAUAGCAAAACAUGCAGGUGAUAAUGCAGUCAUUGGGGAAACCAAGCCAGACAAAACAGCCACAUACAAAUUACAUAAGUGCUUCAAUGAGAAUAUAUAAAUUGCUAAUUAUAAAAAAAUCUUGGAUUGACACAAAAGAUAUUUGAGUUAGUUUUGGUGACAAAAAGAUUCCUGAGGACAAAGAAGCAACUUUUCUAGACUAAAUCUAAAUCUCACUAACAUGUCUGAUUGGGAUGUCACGAGUACAAAUACUUUGGUACCAAGUCAAUAACAAAAUUCUGAACACCCGACUGUACUUUCUACAGUACCACAUGUACCGAGAUGAAAUUCUUCCGGACCUGACCCAGGCAGCAUAUACGCUACAAGUGUUCUUGUCUGCCGUUAAAUGCCAAAGAAGAACAAUGCCAACCAAUACGGAAGAACGGUGAAUAGCCCCUCAUCUCGGUACACACUCUGAUCGCUUGACUGCAUGAAUGUAUUAUAAGACCUGGAUACAUUGUCAAGGCAGGGCCCCUUACAUUCCUAUUGGAGUUGCACAGUGAUGAUAAAGCCAUCAUGGAGCCAAAACCGCAUAUAACCACACUGCUUCCACACAGGCGCAUUAGAGACCCCUGCUGGCCGAGCCGGCUACUUUCUGUUUAGCGCUCCGCUAACUUGAAUGGGUAUUAAAUGAUUUAAUCAUGCUUCUCCUCUACACUUUCCAAAUGUUAUCGGACCGAAUGGAUCAAAUUCUUAAAGUGAAAGGAGUCAUUUCGAAGGGGCUGUGACCCUCGAAAUGUUCUACCCACUGAUUUACAGACGUCUCUUACGCCAUAUAAGUCUAUGGGGGAAAAGGUGUUUUUGGGCCAACGGGCAUUACAUGACGGGCCAGGAGUUGUAAUUCCACUGUUCUACAUCUACUGCGAUGGCUUUCACGAGUUCACCUGGAACUCCCACACUGCGAGUAAGUCUGUUUCUCUCUGCCGUUGUUUUUCACAUAGACGAUAGCAGACAUUAGCUAACGUUAGCGCUUGUUCCAGCAGACCUCUGCCAGACAUAACGUCAGUUAAGUUAACUUUAACUGGCCCGGUCCAGUUGG
Messenger RNA from Sander lucioperca (pikeperch), 3607 nucleotides. It is a transcript of the gene gpr173, whose product is annotated as G protein-coupled receptor 173. The transcript is spliced from 2 exons. Bases 1102 to 2286 code for a protein of 394 amino acids. NCBI's taxonomy places the organism in Eukaryota, Metazoa, Chordata, Actinopteri, Perciformes, Percidae. The record is from RefSeq and is a predicted model, not a curated record. Gene Ontology annotation, molecular function: G protein-coupled receptor activity. Gene Ontology annotation, cellular component: plasma membrane. Gene Ontology annotation, biological process: G protein-coupled receptor signaling pathway.